Messenger RNA from Xiphias gladius (swordfish), 1585 nucleotides. Its product is annotated as alpha-amylase. The transcript is spliced from 9 exons. NCBI's taxonomy places the organism in Eukaryota, Metazoa, Chordata, Actinopteri, Istiophoriformes, Xiphiidae. The record is from RefSeq and is a predicted model, not a curated record. The coding region runs from base 13 to 1551 and encodes 512 amino acids. Gene Ontology annotation, molecular function: alpha-amylase activity; cation binding. Gene Ontology annotation, biological process: carbohydrate metabolic process.
UCCAGGAAAAGCAUGAAGUUGUUCGUUCUGGUGUCUCUAUUCGGGCUCGGACUCGCCCAGCACAACCCUCACACCAAGCAUGGAAGGACAGCCAUCGUCCACCUGUUUGAGUGGCGCUGGGCCGACAUCGCUGCAGAGUGCGAGCGCUUCUUGGGUCCCAAUGGCUUUGGUGGAGUUCAGAUCUCUCCUCCAAAUGAACACAUAGUGCUGAACAAUCCCUGGAGGCCCUGGUGGCAGCGAUACCAGCCAAUCAGCUACAACCUGUGCUCCAGAUCUGGCAGUGAGAGCGAGUUGAGAGACAUGAUCACCAGAUGCAACAACGUUGGGGUCAACAUCUAUGUGGACGCUGUCAUCAACCACAUGUGUGGAGCCGGGGGUGGAGAGGGAACCCACUCUUCAUGUGGAAGCUGGUUCAACGCCGGCAGAAAGGACUUCCCCAGUGUCCCCUAUACCCACUGGGACUUCAACGACAACAAAUGCAGGACUGGAAGUGGCAAUAUUGAGAACUAUGGCGAUGCCAAUCAGGUACGUGACUGUCGCCUGGUUGGUCUGUUGGACCUCGCCCUGGAGAAGGAUUACGUUAGGGGCAAGGUGGCCGACUUCAUGAACAAGCUGAUCGAUAUGGGUGUGGCCGGAUUCAGAGUGGACGCCUGCAAGCACAUGUGGCCUGGUGACCUGGCUGCCAUCUAUGGUCGUCUGCAUAACCUCAACACCAAGUGGUUCCCUGGUGGCUCCAGACCCUUCAUCUUCCAGGAGGUUAUUGAUCUGGGAGGUGAGCCCAUUACAUCCAGAGAGUACUUCCAUCUGGGAAGGGUAACCGAGUUCAAAUAUGGUGCCAAACUGGGAACUGUCUUCAGAAAAUGGAACGGCGAGAAGCUGUCUUACACAAAGAACUGGGGAGAGGGUUGGGGUUUCAUGCCCAAUGGCGAUGCGCUUGUCUUCGUUGACAACCAUGACAACCAGAGGGGCCAUGGUGCUGGUGGUGCAUCCAUUGUUACCUUCUGGGACUCCAGGCUCUACAAGAUGGCUGUUGGCUACAUGCUGGCCCACCCUUAUGGAGUAACCAGGGUGAUGUCUAGCUUCCGCUGGAACCGCCACAUUGUGAAUGGAAAGGAUCAAAAUGACUGGAUGGGCCCUCCCAGCCAUGGUGAUGGAUCCACCAAGUCUGUUCCCAUCAACGCUGACCAGACUUGUGGAGACGGAUGGGUGUGCGAGCACAGAUGGCGCCAGAUCAAGAACAUGGUCAUUUUCCGUAACGUGGUCAAUGGACAGCCUCACUCCAACUGGUGGGACAACAAUAGCAACCAGGUUGCCUUUGGACGUGGUAAUCGUGGUUUCAUCGUCUUUAACAAUGAUGACUGGGACCUGGAUGUGACCCUGAACACCGGCAUGCCCGGUGGCACCUACUGUGAUGUCAUUUCUGGCCAGAAGGAAGGAAACAGAUGCACUGGGAAGCAGAUCCAUGUGGGCGGCGAUGGCCGUGCCCACUUCAGGAUCAGCAACAGAGAUGAGGACCCCUUCGUUGCUAUUCAUGCCGAAUCCAAAAUGUAAAGACAUCUUGUGCAACUUUAAAUAAAUCUUAUUU